This is a messenger RNA of Umbelopsis ramanniana AG, 665 nucleotides long. RefSeq lists its product as uncharacterized. The record is from RefSeq and is a predicted model, not a curated record. Gene Ontology annotation, molecular function: diaminohydroxyphosphoribosylaminopyrimidine deaminase activity. Lineage: Eukaryota; Fungi; Mucoromycota; Umbelopsidomycetes; Umbelopsidales; Umbelopsidaceae. Bases 174 to 638 code for a protein of 154 amino acids. The transcript has a single exon.
GUUUUCUCGAGCGAUUGCUACUUUUGUAAAGGCGUCUUACUUCAUAAACAAGCCGUAAGACUCUUCGUUGUCCAUUUGCAACUCAGGCAGCGCAGCCUUUGUCAACGUUUACCAAUCUUUUCUCCAACUCCUCUAUAUUUUACUCAUAAUUCUAUCUCAUAAGUUUUUCCAAAAUGACUUCGUAUACACAUGAUCAAAAGGAUUUGGAGCUGAUGAAGAUGGCCAUCACACAAGCCAAUAUCUCCGAACCUGUGGAAUCAGCAUACUGCGUAGGUGCCGUCUUAGUGGCAGCUACUGGUGAAAUUCUCUCUACGGGUUUUUCGCGCGAAUUGCCUGGCAACACUCAUGCCGAGCAAUGCGCGCUCGACAAACUGCCUGAUAUCGGUUUGAUCGAGAACGGAAUAUGUUAUACCACUAUGGAACCCUGUUCAACACGUUUAUCUGGGAACAAACCCUGCGUAGAACGGCUCAUUGCAGCCAAGGUGAAAAAGGUUGUUAUGGGUAUCAAAGAGCCUCCCAACUUCGUCGAAUGCAGCGGAGUGGAUUUACUUCGCCAAGCGGGUAUUGAGGUGUUGGUCGUUCCAGGCGUUGAAGAAGAAUGCCUAAAGCCAAACCAACACAUUUUACAAACGAAAUAAAAUGAAAUGUAUUCUGCCUGACGAAGA